AUGCUGCAUGGGACUUCUCAGCUACCUGCCAUAGCCAGCAUGUUUUGGGUCCUGCUUUCUGUACUCUGGCUCAUUGUCCAAACUCAAGCCAUAAAGGAAACACCUGAAUUAAAGCUCCAUGAAGUAGUUUGUCCUAAAAAGCUACACAUUUUACACAAAAGAGAGAUCGAGAACAACCAGACAGAGAAAUAUGGCAAAGAGGAAAAAUAUGAAUCUGAAGUUCAGUAUCAGAUUACAUUAAAUGGAGAAGAAGUCAUUCUUCAUCUACAAAAAACCAAGCAUCUCCUGGGUCCAGACUACAGUGAAACCUAUUACUUACCUGGAGGAGAGGAAAUUACCAGAAACCUUCAGAACAUGGAACACUGUUACUAUGAAGGACACAUCCUAAAUGAAAAGAAUUCUGUUGCCACCAUUAGUACCUGUGAUGGACUGAGAGGAUACUUCACACAUCAUGAUCAAAGAUACCUGAUAAAGCCUCUGAAAAAUACAGACCAGAAAGACCAUGCUGUCCUUAUAUAUAACCAGCAGGAACUAGGCCCAACAAAUCACACGUGUGGUGUGAGAAAUGUUGGCAGGAAACAAGGCCUUAUUCGAACCUCUAGGUCACUCCAAAGCCCGGAGGAAGACUUUCUCCAGGCACAGAAAUACAUUGACCUCUUUUUGGUUCUGGAUAAUGCUUUUUACAAGAUGUAUAAGGAGAAUCAAACUCUGAUAAGAAGCUUUGUGUUUGAUGUGAUAAACCUACUCAAUGUGAUCUAUAAAACCAUAGAUAUUCGAGUGGCCUUGGUAGGUAUGGAAAUCUGGUCUGAUGGUGAUAAGAUAAAGGUAGAACCCAACACAGGUACCACCUUUAACAACUUCCUGAGCUGGCACCGUUCUAACCUGUGGAAAAAGAAGGUGCAUGACCAUGCCCAGCUCCUCAGUGGAAUUGGCUUCAGCAAUGGAAAUGCAGGCCUGGCAGCACUGAAUUCCUUGUGCACCCCAUCUUCGGUUGCUGUUAUUGAGGCUAAGAAAAAGAAUAAUGUGGCUCUUGUAGGAGUGAUGUCACAUGAGUUGGGCCAUGCCCUUGGUAUGGCUGAUGUUCCAUAUGACACCAAGUGUCCUUCUGGCAGUUGUGUGAUGAAUCAAUAUCUGAGUUCAAGAUUCCCAAAGGAUUUCAGCACAUCCUGUCGUUCACGCUUUCAAAGAUACCUUUCAUCUUACAAACCAAAGUGCCUGCUGCGAGCACCUACUCCUGAAAAUAUAAUAACAAAACCGGUGUGUGGGAACCAACUUCGGGAAGUGGGAGAAGACUGUGACUGUGGUUCUCCUAAGGAAUGCACCAAUCUUUGCUGUGAGGCCAUGACCUGUAAACUGAAACCUGGACCUGACUGCAAAGAAAACGCUUUGAACCAAAUCAUGUAA
This is a messenger RNA of Cynocephalus volans (Philippine flying lemur), 1404 nucleotides long. RefSeq names its product ADAM like decysin 1 (gene ADAMDEC1). Lineage: Eukaryota; Metazoa; Chordata; Mammalia; Dermoptera; Cynocephalidae. Gene Ontology annotation, molecular function: metalloendopeptidase activity. Bases 1 to 1404 code for a protein of 467 amino acids. The record is from RefSeq and is a predicted model, not a curated record. Gene Ontology annotation, biological process: proteolysis. The transcript is spliced from 13 exons.